Molecule: messenger RNA, 753 nt
Organism: Arabidopsis lyrata subsp. lyrata
Lineage: Eukaryota; Viridiplantae; Streptophyta; Magnoliopsida; Brassicales; Brassicaceae
Product: MLP-like protein 165
Exons: 2
Coding region: 101-559 (152 amino acids)
Biological process (GO): defense response
Source: RefSeq, a predicted model, not a curated record
UUCAUUCCAUCAAAGGAGCUACGAACUCAAAGGGAAUCACUCAUUCUCUUCGCAAGACCAUAUAUUUAGGUGACGUAAAGAAAAAGAGCAGGAGAAAAAAAUGGUAGAAGAGGAGAUUGAGGUAGAUGUCGAUAUCAAAACUACGGCUGAUAAGUUCCACAUGUUCAUCAGAAGAUCACAACAUGUUCCUAAAGCCACUCGCUACAUUAAGGGAUGUGAUCUGCUCGAAGGCGAGUGGGGCGAAGUUGGAAGCAUACUCUUGUGGAAAUUAGUUUUUGAUGGAGAGCCAAGAGUGUCAAAGGAUAUGAUCGAGGUGAUGGAUGUGGAGAAGAAUGUGAUUCAGUUGAGGGUGUUAGAGGGACCUCUGAUGAAAGAGUACAAGAGCUUCCUGAAAACGAUGAAAGUAAUGAGCCCUAAGCAUGGAGGGCCCGGAAGUGUAGUGAAGUGGAACAUGAAGUAUGAGAGGAUUGAUCAGAAGGUGGAUCACCCAAAGAGGCUUCUCCAGUUCUUCGUCGAAGUGACUAAAGAGAUUGACCAAUACCUCUUGUCUAAUGAUUAAUUAAGGGACUCUUCUGCUUGGCUUCUGUGUGGGAGAGUUUUGUAUGUGUGAGGACUCUUGUGUUUUGUAUGUCUUUCUCGAUAAUGUGAUUGCUUUAGAUGUAUAAAAGAUGGCUGCAAGUGUGCUAUACAUCAUGUCUAGUUUUGGAGAACUCUUAUUACGCUUUAAGUUGCUAGUCGUAACAUUUUGAAUAA